AUGGGCAACGCACACUGGCACGAGUCGCAAGAGAAGGCAUUGAUCACUGCUCUUCAUGAACAGAAGAAGGCCUCUCGGCAAAGUGGGCAAGGCUUCAAACCCAGCUCAUUUGACGCCGUCGCAAAGACUGUCACUGCAGUAUACCCAAAAGAGCCUCUCAAUGCCUGUCAAGUCAAGACAAAGGUCAAAUAUUUCAAGAAGCCGUUCACCAAGUAUCAGUUUGUUCAAGGGAAGAGCAGUGUCUCCUUCAAUGACAACACAGGAAUUGCAAGUGACAACACGGCAGAGUUUGUGGAAGGCUUUCUUCUGACAUAUGGUAAGGACAAGUACGCCAAGUGCUUCAGGCAACCUUGUCCCUUUUGGCGGGACCUUUGUGAAAUCUACAACGGUGGAAGUGACCGUGCCAUGGGAGAACAUGUGAUGCACUUUGGAAAUGGCCCCGCACACACAAUUCUUGACGACAUCAGCACCCGUGCAGCCUCCAAGUCAAACCACUUGCAACGCGUCCUAGCUAGCCCUCCUUCCACCGUUACUAUAUCCGACAACAAGGUCCCCAUGGCCAACAGCACCCCUGGCUCUCCUUCCCCGAAGCCUGCAAAGGCUGCGAAGGACAAGCCCUCCAGCCGGCCCAAGGAGAAGAGCAAGGGAAAGGGAAAGAAGGGAUCGGUGAAGGAGACGAAGCAUGACCAAAGUUUUGAUGAUGAGUUGAGCAUAGCACGUAGUUCUGGAAAGUGCACAUGUGCAGACACAGAUGACGAGGAAGAUGAUUUUCUUGCUACCACCUCCCGCCGCCGCCGCCAAAGUUCCCAGUUGGACGUUGCCAAAUCAAUCACGGCCCUGUCCAUUGCCAUUGCAAAGCCCAUGUCUGAUGACCUUUCACAUGUUGAUCAAGUGAUGAAGAUCUUGAAGGACAAGACUCUGCUUCCCCCAGAUCCCCACGGCCACUUCUUCGCUGCUGCCACCAAUGCUCUCUGUCGCAAGCCAGCUAUUGCCUGUGCUUUUUUUAUUGAGGAUGACCCUGUUUGUCGUCGCGGGAUUGUGACGGGUCUCCUGCUUGCUGCUGGGAUUUCUGUGCCUGAGCCUGAGCAGAUUAACUAG
Molecule: messenger RNA, 1098 nt
Organism: Mycena citricolor
Lineage: Eukaryota; Fungi; Basidiomycota; Agaricomycetes; Agaricales; Mycenaceae
Source: the annotation of a GenBank genome assembly